UGAAUUCGUAAGCAAUUCUUUCAAUUUAUGUUUUUGUUUGCAUUCUCUUUUUUCUUCAAUUUCCCAAGAACUUGUUCAAAGUUCAUUGUUGCAGAGUAUAAUUUUAUUGUUGUAUUUCUUUAUUUUUAUUACUAAUGCCAAGACUGUAUAUAUUUUUGGGGAAUUCAGAGGCUGAGAUCAAUUGCUUUUGAUUCAAGAAAUCUGAGUUUUUAGUUUAUAUUCUUGAUUUUCAAAUAAAUUCUGAUUUGAUCAAUUCAGCUUUUUGAUUAUAACCCACAAAAGUUAAUCAAAAAGGGUCUGUUGGGUCGUCUUCAGAUAGAGAUAGAAAUCAUUAGUUUUUUGUUUGGUUUUUAAGGCAAAUUUGAGAUUAUUUAUAGUUACAACUGAAGUGAAAUCAAUGGAGGAGCUAUCUCCUGCUAUUGCAGUGCCGUUUAAUCUAGAUAAAGUGUCAGUGAUCUGCAAUAAGUCACCGGUGACAGCCCACAGAGAAAUUAAUUGUGGGCUGAAGCGUACGGCAGAUAUGGCAAACUUGAAAUCAAACCCUGUAAGGAAGAUAAAUCCAACCUAUGAUUCUGUAACUUGUAGAUUUGAAGGUUGUAGUGGUGAUAGUUCAUUGCCUGGAGUUGAUCAGGUGAGUUCUAGAGGAACUCUAGAUGGGCAAUGUGGGGAUGAUCCAUUAGUUGAAAAUUUGUGUUCUCAAUCUGUAGGUGUUGAUUGUAACAGUACCUGUCGCGGAGAAUUUCCGGGUUUAGAUUCGAAUUCCAGUAGAGAUCCGUUAGAUGUCGAAAGAAGUGAUGGUAAUUUCGGAUCAAUUAUCGAUAGAGAUGAUACUGUUUCUGUUUCUGCUGCGGCGCAUAGUGAUGGUAGGAAUGGCUAUUGUUGUGAUCCAACAUUAUGUGAUUUGCCUCUUGAAGAAAAGGUUUAUGAAUUGGAAAAUGUUCCGAUCUGGGGCUCUACAUCUAUAUGUGGAAGGAGACCUGAGAUGGAAGAUGCAUUUGCUGGUGUGCCUAAUCAUUUGCAAGUUCCAGCUCAAAUGCUGAUGGAUGAUCAUGGUUUGAGUGACCUGAAAAAGAAAGCCGGUUGCUUUUCUGCGCAUUUUUUCGGUGUUUACGACGGACAUGGUGGCUCUCAGGUCGCUAACUAUUGCAGUAAGCGCAUUCAUGUGGCUUUAGCUGAGGAGCUAGAAUUUGCAAAAGCAAAUAUCUCUGAUGGAUGCAUUAAUGACAAUUGGCAAGAGAAAUGGGAGAAAGUUUUCUCUAAUUGUUUCGUAAAAGUCGACGAGGAGACUGCCGGAUCAAGUAAUGACAGUGAGGCUAUAGCCCCUGAAACUGUUGGUUCUACUGCGGUUGUCGCUGUUGUUUGUCCGACUCAUAUUAUAGUUGCAAAUUGCGGCGACUCAAGAGCAGUUCUGUGUCGUGGAAAAACGGCUAUGCCGAUGUCAGUAGAUCACAAACCGGAUAGAGAAGAUGAAUGUGCAAGAAUCGAGGCUGCAGGAGGCAAGAUUAUACAGUGGAAUGGUGCACGUGUUCUUGGUGUUCUUGCAAUGUCAAGAUCCAUAGGUGACAGAUACUUGAAACCAUGGAUUAUUCCAGAUCCAGAAGUAAUGUUUGUUCCGCGAGCAAAAGAAGAUGAAUGCCUUAUCUUAGCGAGUGAUGGAUUGUGGGACGUGAUGACGAAUGAAGAGGCGUGCGACAUUGCGAGAAGAAGAAUCCUUCUCUGGCAUAAGAAAUACGGUGACACUUUAUUAGCAGCAGAGAGAGGCGAAGGAGUUGAUCCCGCUGCUAAAGCCGCAGCGGAAUACCUCUCGGGGCUCGCUCUUCAAAAGGGAAGCAAAGAUAAUAUCACUGUCACUGUGGUGGACUUAAAAUCUCAGAGGACAUUCAAGAGAAAAACUUGAUAGUAAGGUCAUCCACUGAUACAUAUAUAUGAUAAUAUGUAUAAUAUAAAAUGAGAAAAAGAGUUGUUUCGGUUUACAAACCUGCGUCGCAGAAUUAAAUAGAUCCAAUUUGUUUAGUUGACGCUUAGAUAGAUAUAAAUGAUCCAAAUUUAGAUGAAAAAAUUAAGAAAAAUUGGAUCUAUUUAAACUGAAUGAAAGAAAGUGGACCUAAUUGGUCCUGCUACGUAAGUUUGUGAAUUGAAAUGGUCAUUCUUUCUAUUACAGUAA
Molecule: messenger RNA, 2164 nt
Organism: Mercurialis annua (annual mercury)
Lineage: Eukaryota; Viridiplantae; Streptophyta; Magnoliopsida; Malpighiales; Euphorbiaceae
Product: protein phosphatase 2C 77-like
Exons: 4
Coding region: 398-1897 (499 amino acids)
Biological process (GO): protein dephosphorylation
Molecular function (GO): protein serine/threonine phosphatase activity; cation binding
Source: RefSeq, a predicted model, not a curated record